This is a messenger RNA of Lycium ferocissimum, 1730 nucleotides long. Its product is annotated as premnaspirodiene oxygenase-like. The record is from RefSeq and is a predicted model, not a curated record. Lineage: Eukaryota; Viridiplantae; Streptophyta; Magnoliopsida; Solanales; Solanaceae. Gene Ontology annotation, molecular function: monooxygenase activity; iron ion binding; heme binding.
CUAUAAAAUAGCAUAUGCAACACAACUUUAAAGCAUCACCAAACACACUAAUUAUUAACUCUCCCAAAAUGCAAUUCUUCAGCUUGGCUUCCAUCUUCCUUUUUCUAUCUUUUCUAUUUUUGCUAAGGAAAUGGAAGAACUUCAAUAGCCAAUCCAAAAAAUUGCCUCCAGGUCCAUGGAAAUUACCUUUAUUUGGAAGUAUGUUUCAUAUGGUUGGUGGACUUCCUCAUCACGUCCUUAGAGAUUUAGCCAAAAAAUAUGGACCACUUAUGCACCUUCAACUUGGUGAAGUUUCUGCAGUUGUUGUUACUUCUCCUGAUAUGGCAAAAGAAGUACUAAAAACUCAUGACAUCGCGUUCGCAUCUAGGCCUAAACUUUUGGCCCCGGAGAUUGUAUGUUACAACAGGUCUGACCUUGCGUUUUGUCCUUAUGGUGAUUACUGGAAACAAAUGCGUAAAAUUUGCUAUUAUGACUUACUAUGUUUUAUAAAGGCUCAUCAUGCAUUCACGUUAUGUUCCGCUCAUGUUAUGCCUCAUGAUGAUUGCCAAGCCAUGUGGUUCGCUCGGUCACAUGCAGUAAGGCACCGAGUGCCGUGUUUCGCCCAGGCCAUGGUUCGGGGCGUGACAUGUAGAUCAGCAUUUGGGAAAGUGUUCAAGGAACAGGACAAAUUUAUACAACUAAUCAAAGAAGUGAUAGGCUUAGCAGGAGGGUUUGAUGUGGCUGACAUUUUCCCAUCAUUGAAGUUCCUCCAUGUGCUUACUGGAACAGGUAAAAUUAUGAAUGCUCACCAUAAGGUAGAUGCAAUUGUUGAGGAUGUCAUCAAUGAGCACAAAAAGAACCUUGCAAUUGGGAAAACCAAUGGUGCAUUAGGAGGUGAAGAUCUAAUUGAUGUCCUUCUAAGACUUAUGAAUGAGGGAGGCCUUCAAUUUCCUAUCACCAACGACAACAUCAAAGCUAUUAUAUUUGACAUGUUUGCUGCCGGAACAGAGACUUCAUCGUCAACACUUGUGUGGGCUAUGGUGCAAAUGAUGAAAAAUCCAACUAUACUAGCGAAAGCUCAAGCAGAAGUAAGAGAAGCAUUCAAAGGAAAAGAAACUUUUGAUGAAAAUGAUGUCGAGGAGUUGAAAUACUUAAAGUUAGUCAUUAAAGAAACUCUGAGACUCAAUCCACCGGUUCCACUUUUGGUCCCAAGAGAAUGUAGGGAAGAGACAGACAUAAACGGCUACACUAUUCCUGUGAAGACAAAAGUUAUGGUUAACGUUUGGGCAUUGGGAAGAGAUCCAAAAUAUUGGGAUGACGCAGAAAGCUUUAAGCCAGAAAGAUUUGAGCAGUGCUCUGUGGACUUUAUUGGUAAUAAUUUUGAAUAUCUUCCCUUUGGUGGUGGAAGGAGGAUUUGUCCCGGGAUAAAUUUUGGUUUAGCUAAUGUUUAUUUGCCGUUGGCUCAAUUGCUAUAUCACUUCGACUGGAAACUCCCUACUGGAAUGGAGCCAAAAGACUUGGACUUGACUGAAUUGGAUGGAAUAACUGCCGCCAGAAAAGAUGACCUUAUCUUGGUUGCGACUCCUUAUCAACCUCUUCAAGAAUGAUUUUCGACAUUUUUUUUUAAAUAAAAAAUUCUACCGCGCCCCGCCAUUGUCCUAUCUUUCUUUUAGUGUUUUUGGUUUUAUCUACAUCCAAUACAUCUAUCUUUUAUCAUGAGGAAUGUAUCAUGAGUACUGUUUCUCGAAUAA